CCAAUGGCGAGGCGUGAAAGCGCGCGAAGGCGCGGGAGAGGUCUGCGACGUUUCCCGCCAAAUCUGCGAUGGCGCCGGUGGGUAGCGAAGGCGAUUCCCUCGCCAGCUCCAGGAGUCGCCGAGACAAGAAGGACAAGGCGGGUCGCAGCGCCGCUUUGGAGAAACUCCGCAAGGCAAAGGCCGGGGAGAAGGUCUCCUACGAGGUGGAGGACGUGAUGCGUGUGUAUGACGAGGUGACGGAGGAGGAGUACUCGAACCGCGUGCGGGAUCGUCAGGACGACGACUGGAUCGUGGACGAUGACGGCAUCGGUUACGUCGAGGACGGCCGCGAGGUUUUUGACGAUGAGCUGACCGAGGAUGUCCUGGAGAGUCGCAACAGGGACCGCAAGGGCGUUGGCGACUCCCGCAAGACCGCCGGUGGCGAGGCGAAAAAGCCGGUCACCAAGUCGAGCAACAUCAAGAGCAUGUUCAUGGCGAGCGGCGGCAAGAAGACGGUGGAGAAGGACGUGGAUCUGUCCAAGGACGACCUGCUUGGGGACAUCUUGCAGGACCUACAGUCUGAGACCAUGGCCGCCACUCCCCCUCUGCCCAAGAAGAAGCCGACAUCAUCUGCUCCGCUCAAUCCGUUCUCCCUAAAGCCUCUGCCCAAGGCCGUGGGACGGGACGUCGGAUCGCAGAGGCCAUCGGCAUCGGCGGCGGCGUCGACCGCCAAGCUCGGCCGUGCGACGGGACUGACUGUGAAGCCCGGGAAAAGUCACGCGACCUCCCAGAAUCCCCCCAAACAGGAAGCGCCCUCCCGCAAGCCUUCCAAACGGGAAGUGGCGCUCCCCCGGGAGGCGACCGGGCAGGAGGAGACGGAGCGGGAGGAUGGGGAGGGCGACGGCACGGGACCGGGAGAGGGAGGAGCUCAGGCGGAGGCUGCGGCCGACUUUGAUGACGCCGAUUUCCUUGAGGCCAUGGACGAGGAGGGCCCAGCGGUGGACUCCGCCGCGGAGGUGAAGGCCAAGAAGGAAGAGCCGUCCACGAGCAGCGGCUACGGCUGGGACGACGAGGGCGCCGAGGCGCUGGCCACCGAGGAGACGGCGGCGCCGGCGGAGGGGAAGCUGCCGCUGCACCGCACCGGCGGCACCGGCGGCGACGCCGGCGACACCGCCGGCGACACCGGCGACACCGGCGACGUGCUGCGCUUCUACUGGAUCGACGCCCACGAGGACCCCUUCGCCCAGCCCGGUGUGGUUUACCUGUUCGGCAAGGUGCUGGUGGAGGACUCUCAGUCGUACGUGAGCUGCUGCGUCACCGUUCAGAACGUCGAGCGCUGCCUGUACCUGCUCCCUCGCGACAAGCGCGUGGACGUGAAGACGGGCGUCGCCACGGACGACGAGCCCGUCUCCAUGAAGGACGUGUAUGAGGAGUUCAACUCGCUCGCUGACAAGUUCCGCAUCAUGAAGUUCAAGUCGAGGAAAGUGGAGAAGUGCUAUGCCUUUGAGGGCAAGGACGUCCCCGUGCAGUCCGAGUACCUGGAGGUCAAGUACCUGGCGCAGUACCCGGCGGUGCCGGCGGACCUGUGCGGGCAGACGUUCUCCCGCGUGUUUGGCUCCAGCACCUCAAGCCUGGAGCGUCUGCUGGUGACGCGCGGAAUUCACGGGCCCUGCUGGGUGCACGUGGCCUCCCCGCAGCUGAGCGCUCGGCCUGUGAGCUGGUGCCGCGUGGAGUGCCUCUGCCCGCGUCCGGGCCUUCUCACCGCCCUCAAGGACGGGCCCCCGCCUCCGCUGGUGGUCAUGGCGCUCUCCAUGAAGACGCUGCCCAACCACAGGACCCACCAGAACGAGGUGAUGUCAGUCGGAGUGCUCGUUCACCAGGCCUUCCCAGUUGACAAAGCUCCUCCCAGACCACCCUUCCAGUCAUACUUCUCCGCAAUUUGCAAACCCGGGGACUGCAUCUUCCCCUUCAACCUGCAGGACGUGCUCAAGAAACAGUCGAUGAAGAUGGAGGUCUUCGUCACAGAGCGAGCACUCCUCGGCUUCCUGCUCGCGAAGAUCCACGUGACGGACCCGGACGUCCUCGUGGGCCACGACAUCGUCGGCUUCGACCUGGAGGUGCUGCUGCAGAGGAUCUCGGCGUGCAAGGCCCCCCACUGGAGCAAGCUCAGUCGCCUGCGUCGCUCUGCCAUGCCUCGCCUCGGGGGCCGGCGCGUGGUGGAGCGUCUGGCGACGUGCGGGCGCGUGGUGUGUGACGUGAAGACGUCAGCCCGUGAGCUCAUCCGCUGCAAGAGCUAUGACCUCGAUGAGUUGGUCGCCUCGCUGCUGAGGGCCAAGCGGGAGCCGUUCCCCGCAGAGAGCAUCUCGGCCGCCUACGCCGACUCUCAGCGCCUGCUGGACAUGGCGUCGCACACGCUCACCGACGCUCGGCACGCGCUCAGCAUCAUGAGCGAGCUCAACGCCCUGCCACUGGCUCACCAGAUCACCUGCAUCGCCGGCAACCUGCUGUCUCGCACGCUGCUGGGCGGGCGGUCGGAGCGGAAUGAGUUCCUGCUGCUCCACGCGUUCCACCAGCGCAACUUCAUCUGCCCCGACAAGACGUACGGCCGCAAGAACAGCACGGCCGCAGAGGAGGAGGAUGAAGACGGCGAGCGGGGAAGGGGAAAGCGCAAGGCGGCCUACGCUGGAGGUCUCGUCCUGGAGCCCAAAGUCGGAUUUUACGACAAAUUCAUUCUCCUGCUGGAUUUCAACAGCCUGUACCCGUCCAUCAUCCAGGAGUACAACAUCUGCUUCACCACCGUGUGUCAGCACACUCCGCCCGGGCAGGGUGCCGACUGGAUUCCGGAUUUGCCAGAGUCCGGCCUGGAGCUGGGCGUGCUGCCCACGGAGAUUCGCAAGCUCGUGGAGCGACGUAAGCAGGUCAAGGGGCUCAUGAAGCAAGCUGACCUCAACCCUGACCUCUACAUGCAGUACGACAUCCGGCAGAAGGCACUGAAGCUAACGGCCAACAGCAUGUACGGCUGCCUGGGAUUCUCGCUGUCCCGCUUCUACGCCAAGCCGCUGGCCGCCCUCGUCACCCUCAAGGGACGCGAGAUCCUGCUGCACACGAAGGAGCUGGUGCAGAAGAUGAACCUGGAGGUGAUCUAUGGGGACACGGACUCCAUCAUGAUCAACACCAACAGCCGAGACCUGGACGAGGUGUACCGGCUGGGGUCCAAGGUGAAGGCGGAGGUGAACCGCUCGUACCGCUUGCUGGAGAUCGACGUGGACGGCGUCUACCGCUCCAUGCUGCUGCUGAAGAAGAAGAAGUACGCGGCGCUGAGCGUCGAGCGGCAGGCCGACGGCUCCUGCACCACCCGGCAGGAGCUCAAGGGCCUGGACAUCGUGCGGCGCGACUGGUGCGACCUGGCCAAGACCUGCGGCAACUACGUGAUCGGACAGAUUCUGUCCGACCAGUCGCGCGGAGACAUCUUGGACAAGAUCCAGAGCCACCUGGAGGAGACGGGGCGCAGGGUGGCCGACGGUACGGUGGACGUCAAGCAGUACCACAUACACAAGGCGCUGACCAAGGACCCCCAGGACUACCCAGACAAGCGGGCCUUGCCCCAUGUCCACGUAGCCCUCUGGGUGAACUCCCAGGCGGGCAAGCGGCUGAGGGCGGGCGACACAGUCACCUACGUAGUGUGCCAGGACGGCUCGGGCCUAGCGGCGAGUCAGCGGGCCUACGCUCCGGAGCAGCUGCAGCGACUGGAGAGUCUCCGCGUGGACACGGAGUAUUACCUCGCCAGCCAGGUGCUGCCCGUGGUCUCCAGGCUCUGCGAGCCCAUGGAGGGAGUGGACGCGCAGGUCAUCGCCGAGUGGCUCGGCCUGGACCCGUCUCAGUUCCGAGCCUCCUCGUCCUCCUCCUCGUCGCUCUCCGUGACGUCGUCGCGCGGCGCCGGUGAGGACGAGGCCCUGCUGGGCGGCGUGGCGCAGGGCGCCGCGGAGCGGUUCGCACGGUGCGAGCGGCCCUGCGUGCCGUGCACCGCCUGCGGCGCCGGGCCCACCGUCGACGGGCCCUUCCGCGGAUCGGGUGUCCACAUCCAGCCGAGUCUGCUGUGCUGCGCCAGCUGUGAAGCGUCACAGCUGGCGAGCCUCCCGGCACUGUGCAACCGCCUCCAGAUGGACGUGCGGCGUCACGUCGGCCGCUACCACGCGGGCUGGCUGCUGUGCGAGGACAUGGCCUGUCGCAACCGCACGCGACGCCUGCCACUCACCUUCACCCAGCACGGACCGGUGUGCCCCGCUUGCCGCAGGGGGGUGCUCAGGGCUGAGUACACAGAGAAGAUGCUGUACACCCAACUGUGCUUCUACCAACACCUCUUUGACUGGGACUGCAAGUCUCUCACCGAGGUUGAAAAGAAAACCCUCAAGAACCGCAAGUGGCUGGAGGUGCAGAAGGGCUACGGCGUGCUGCACGAGGCGGCGAAAGCCGCUGUGAGCCUCAGCGCCUACUCACUCGUUGACCUGGGAUCACUCUUCCGCAGCCUCGUGUCCUUGUGACCUCCCCACGGCAGCCACUCUCCUGCCUCUCUCUCGCCUCUCUCUCUCCCACCUCCUUAUCCCUCCCCCACCUCCCUCUCCCACCUCCCUC
This is a messenger RNA of Petromyzon marinus (sea lamprey), 4611 nucleotides long. The record is from RefSeq and is a predicted model, not a curated record. NCBI's taxonomy places the organism in Eukaryota, Metazoa, Chordata, Hyperoartia, Petromyzontiformes, Petromyzontidae.